AUGGAUCUACUGCUGAAGGAACUAUCUUUUGAGUAUCCAAAAGCAAUCUUCAGUCAUAGAGACGCCUUCACACAGACCGAACCAAAAAGCACGAGAAGAAUAGACUUGUUAUCGAGGCCUAAACCAGUACCUCCUGGUUUUUUAGAGGAUAGGCGUUCCGUGUAUUGGGUGGAUUACGAACCCCAGCAACCACAGGGAGUGACUGAGGGAGGGACGUCGAAGAUGACACUCUUCACCACCACGACACGACUGGAGGAACUGGCUCGUCACAGGUCUACCCAUCAUGAGUAUAAGGAACACAGACCAACACCAAUAUGGCCAGUGAAGAAGACAGCUUUAGACGCCUCUGCAACAGAGCGUGUUGAGGUCUUGAGUCAGCCAAAGGGUCUCCAUGGUGAGUUCAAGAUAGAGAGAUCUCCAUACUCAGUGGUAACACAGGCGGCACGGAGUGUGUCGGCAUCAAAACGUCUUCAGUCACUUGCUGUCCCCAAAAACAGGGAAGACAGAUAUUGUAUCAAUGACUACGAGUGGGGUCAACCAAGCGAAGUCUCUCCAGAAGCCAAAAAGGCCACUGCUUCAUCAAGGGUGGAGUCACUAGCAGAAGCUAAGGGCUAUCACGAUAACUUCAAGGGAGAGAACCCUGUCCAGUGGCCAGUUUCGGAUCAGGCUCUGAAGGCUAUAGCAUCCCUGCGUCUUCAGCAGCUAGCUCGACCACGGAGUCGCACGAUGAUCAAGGAUGACUAUGAUCCCUAUAAGGUAACCACAGCUGCAAAGAAGGCUAGAGCGACACCACGGAUGGAGGAACUUUGUGCUCCAAUUCCUCGCAAAGUGCGUCAGAAGAAGACACUUGCAGCUGGUCAGUGAUCAACAUUUGUAUUGUAUUUUUCAUUUGUUUCAAGCAGUAUCAUACAGUUUGGCGCACUCGUUAUCAGUAUUACAUAGAAUCUUUGUUGUUGUUGCAAAGAUUUGUUUCUGCAAAUUUGCUGUAAGAACAAAUCUCAGGAUGUUCUGCAUUUUAUUUUGCUUCAAUCAAAAUGUUCAUAAAAUAUAUAUGCGUUAUGAUGCAGCUUUGUUGUGAUAAAGAAGUUACAUGAAUGACUGAUAGUGUACAGUCAGACAUAUCAAAAUACCACAGUUUUGUACCAACUCUUCCUGAGUGCAGAUUUAUUCAAUAUAAAAUCAAAAGAAUUGGAUGGCCAGCAGGUGGUAUUUUCAUUAGUGUGUCCAUACAUAUAUACUGUAUUUGAAUAUGGAGUACUGUAUUGUUGUAUUCACUCGAGUUCUGUGUCCAGAUUACAAUGUUUUAUGCAGUAGCACAGAGGAUACAGAGGUUAACGUCCAAAGCAGCUUGUAUUAUAAUGCGUUCCAUCAUAUGAGAAUAUAUUUAUUUUGAAUUAACAUAUUUAUCCACUUUGGAUGUAUAAGGUAUCGUUCAUAGAUUUAUAUGAUGAUGGAUCAGUCUGUUACGGAGUCUAACAGUUACAGAUCUACAUAGUCGAUCACUCAGUAUUAAAGAAUUUACAUAUUGUUUUACAUGUGCUAUUUGCUUUAUUUUGAAUGUUUUCAUAUUGUGUAUGUUUGUGUGAAGUUUGCCAGUAUUAUUAUACAGAUUACAGUAUUAUUCUAUGUCUUUCACCAGUGUUGUUUAUUGCACAAGUGUUCAGUGGAAUAUCCUUGUUGAGACUUUGAGCCGCAUAUAUUCAUUUUUUGUAAUAAAAGAUUUCACCAGA
Molecule: messenger RNA, 1730 nt
Organism: Haliotis rubra (blacklip abalone)
Lineage: Eukaryota; Metazoa; Mollusca; Gastropoda; Lepetellida; Haliotidae
Product: testicular haploid expressed gene protein-like
Biological process (GO): spermatogenesis
Source: RefSeq, a predicted model, not a curated record